Mercenaria mercenaria is the source of this 439-nucleotide messenger RNA. RefSeq lists its product as uncharacterized. The transcript has 3 exons. The record is from RefSeq and is a predicted model, not a curated record. NCBI's taxonomy places the organism in Eukaryota, Metazoa, Mollusca, Bivalvia, Venerida, Veneridae. Bases 12 to 401 code for a protein of 129 amino acids.
UCCAAUACUGGAUGAUGACCCCCUCUGGCAGGAAAAGGCGACUUCAGUAUGAGAGGGCUGCCACUACCACUCCCCAGCAACCUGUUCCAGUCGUGGAUACCAUUGUGAAUCUGGCGGCAGAAGUUCAGGAGGAUCGCCAGAUAACCAGUGAUACUCAGGAGGACAGUCAGCAGGUCAGUCAGGAGGAGGCCAGUCAGCAGGAGGACAGUCAGCAGGAGGUCAGUCAGCAGGUCAGUCAGCAGGAGGUCAGUCAGCAGGAGUUCAGUCAGGAGGAGGUGAUGAAUCCAGCCUUUCUAUUUGACAAAUAUGAUGCUGAUGAUGGUUAUUCCUCAGAUGAGUCAGAGUGUGACAUGAGUGAGGAUUAUGUCACCUCGAUGCUUGAAAUGUUCUCUCGUGAAUAAAAUGUAUAAUGAACCAAAAUAAAAAGAAAAGAACCUUG